Molecule: messenger RNA, 2200 nt
Organism: Phoenix dactylifera (date palm)
Lineage: Eukaryota; Viridiplantae; Streptophyta; Magnoliopsida; Arecales; Arecaceae
Biological process (GO): transcription by RNA polymerase III
Cellular component (GO): RNA polymerase III complex
Source: RefSeq, a predicted model, not a curated record
GAGGGGGAGAAAACCCUGUUCUUUCCGUCCUUUCCGUGCCGGCGCCCCCACCGCCACCGAGCCCUUCCCCUCUCGCCUCUUUCCUCCCUCCACCCCCUAUUUUCAUCUCACCACAAGCCAGAACCCUUCCGGCACCCCCUCGCCGAUCCGCCAGCUUCUCCUCCACCUUUGCCAUCUCUCCCACGCUCUCUCUUUCCCACGCUCUCUCUCUCAUCUUUUCUUUUUUCUUCCCUUUUUCUCUUAUUCCUCUUCUUCUUCUUCUUCUCCCUCCCGAACUCUCUCUCCUGCCAAGCUAAAAAGAAAAGAGAAGAAGAAGGGAAAAGAAACCCUCCCGAACUCUCUCUCCUGCCAAGCUAAAAAGAAAAGAGAAGAAGAAGGGAAAAGAAAGAGAAGGAAAGGCUUUCUCUCUCUUUCUCUCUCUCUUUCCACCCGUGUGUGUGCUAGAGGGUAAAGGGAUUUUCCCUCUCACUCUCUCUUGCUCUUUCUCUCUAUUUGAGCUAGUCCUAGAGGAGUCUUUAGUGUGCCAGCUCUCACUUCCCACCCUGUGACAGGAUACAGAGAAAGGUCUUGAGGAACCCUAGGGAGAUGCGUAGAUUGCUGGGUCAUUGACAUCUACAAGAUCUAAGGUCCAAAGGCUAGACUUGUAUUGGCAUUUUGGGGAGAUAUUAGAGAUGGCAUUUAGAGGCCGUGGUCGGGGUAGAGGUCGGGGUAGAGGUGCACUUUAUGACACUCGAAUUGCUCACCAUGUGCCUUAUGAUGAUUUUCCGGAAGAUGUUAGUUUGCCUGAUGCACCUAAUAUUAGUAUUAUACCAAAUGAGGCAAAAGCACUUAUAGCUUCAAAAGUACGGUUGGAGAAUUUUUGGAAACACUCUUCCUAUUACUUGCAAGAGGCAGCUCCCAAAACAAAAAGCCAACAUGCAGAGAUAGAGCGGUUUUCUGACAGGUUCAAGACAACGAAGCAUUCAAAACGUGAAUCUCUUGUGGAUUAUCUAAAACUAACUCCUUCAAAUUUCCCUCCUGAACUAAUUCAUGGUUCAAGAAGAGUGCAACAUGAUAGUAAGAGAUUGCGAUGGGAUCAUGAUUCAGAUGAACGAUUGUUUGAUGAUUUUGCAAAGCUUGAAGAGACAUACAAGGGAAGAGAUGAGAAUGUGGUACAGGAGAAAAAAGGUGAUAGUGAAGAAGAGGAAGAUGCAGAAAAAGAGGUGGAAGAAGAAAGCACUGAUGAUGAUGACUAUAAUCAGAACAUAGAUUUUGACGAUGAUGAAGAUGAUUGGAACAUGGAAGAACAGGAACAUGAAGAUACGUAUGAGUAAGGGGCAUAUUAUGCAACUGGAUGUUGGGACGGUGCGUAAUUUCAGAUCAUCUUUUUCUUUUUUUUUGACCCUUCUUUUUUCGAAUAAAUGGUUAUUUCUUUCGGUUAUGUGUAAUUUGUCAGCUAAAGAAGUGGGAUUAUUCUUUUGAUGUAUCAUGUCAUCAGGCUCAAAUGUGUAAAUUUCUACUUAUUAUCAUUUUUGAAGGAUAAGUUAAUUCACCUUGGAAAAAAUGUAAUUUUAACUAUUCCAUUGGUCAGCUAAUCAAGAGUGUGCAUGUAAUCUGGUUUUGCCUGGGGAGGUCUUCUUUCUCCGCCUCUCUCUUUCCUUGUGACUGCUGACUGUUACAAUAAAAUAUUAAGGCACAGGCCUCCGCACCUGGAAGAUCUUAUCAGGCCAAUAAGAACUUUCAGCAUCUAAAACAGGUUCCAAAUGCUUCAGAAGUGCGAUCAAUUCAUGGAAUUCCUCAGUGCAAACCAUUAAAGCUUCAACUUAGUUGCGAUUGAGUUCAUGGUUCUACCAAACAAGAAAGUGGUCUGAUGCUGAUGUGCUUCCAACUUCAUGUUCCUGGUUACUGUAGCAGUUGGAUAACUAAAUGUUAUUAUGAAGUUUGCAUGAGAUGUCAGCGAUGAACUUUUGCAGAGACAUAAAUCCACAGGGACUAGACCAUAUUUUAGAGAUUAUGGCCAAAAUGGUCUUAUGGUGUGUGUUAAGUAGCAUUGCAAGCCAAGAUGGAGAACAAUUGGUUGUCUAUAUUGCAGAAGCCAUAUGUUGUUAAGCUUUCUUUAUUAGAGUUUCUUGUUCCAUUUUGUGAAACUAUAGAGAUAAGAAAUUUGACAGGAUGAAUAGUUGACACUUCGGUAUUAACUUAGGGAUUGACUCUUUAUCUC